Messenger RNA from Fimicolochytrium jonesii, 1116 nucleotides. RefSeq names its product RF-1 domain-containing protein. The coding region runs from base 175 to 966 and encodes 263 amino acids. The record is from RefSeq and is a predicted model, not a curated record. NCBI's taxonomy places the organism in Eukaryota, Fungi, Chytridiomycota, Chytridiomycetes, Spizellomycetales, Powellomycetaceae. Gene Ontology annotation, molecular function: translation release factor activity. Gene Ontology annotation, cellular component: mitochondrion. Gene Ontology annotation, biological process: translational termination. The transcript is spliced from 3 exons.
GGGACACUCCUGCUCGACGACAAAGACGACCUGGCGGACGUGUAUGCAGCGGUCAAAGUCCUCUGUUGAGGAGACCUUGUGGACGGUGUAGGACAUGCUGUGGUUGUGGUCUGCGAGGUGACUUGCAUAACACCGCUUUCGUUGGAACAACGCCCGAGGCCAUAGGAAGGCAGAAUGGCGGCCAGAUGGGCGCUCCCCUGGGGCUUCCCGGCUGGUUCUCUAGGUCAACUCGGUCGAAGAAACAUCGCCUUGUCUGCUCCGAAAGCUGUGUUCCGGCCUCGGAAUUCACAACCGCCCGCGCUAGCAGUAAGUGCAACCUACGGACGUCGAGUGAACUCCACCGCACCAUCCAGUGGAGAUGGCCGAGUACCACCGCUUCCUCCUGCUGAAGGGCACUACGAUUCGGUGAGCAAAGAAGCUCUUCCAUCUGCAACUGUCACCGACGCCUUGGAUACAGAACACACACCACGACCGGAACCGGCAGCCCCUCGCACACGGAAAGAAAUCGUUCUUCUCGAACAAGACCUCGAAGAAGAGUUUGUCAAAGGCUCCGGCCCCGGCGGGCAGAAAAUCAAUAAAUGCAGACACAGAGUGCAGUUGAAACAUAUCCCCACCGGUUUGCGGGUUGAGUCCCAACGCUUCCGCGACCUAACAGGCAACCGCAAAGAAGCACGCAAACUCAUGACCCUCAAACUCGACGAGCAUUUCAACGGCGAGCUUUCCAAGCGUCAGGUCAAAAUUGCGAAAGAGAGGGUCAAGAAGAAGAAGAUGGCGAGGAAGAUUCGGAAGAAGCAUGGUGUGGGGUCUGGGGGGUCUGAGGUGGAUGAUGGGGAGGAUGAUGUUUUACUCGAGGGUGACGGGGAUGAAUGGAAAGAAGGAAGCCUCACAAUGGGGGAGAGUGGGAGUGAAAUCAAGGCGGAUGGAGGCCGUGCCGGACCGACAAAACAUAGCGAUGGCAAGACGUGAGGCAGCGCAAACCAAAUUGGCCGUGCUCUUUCCCGUCAACUUUGCCGCGGAGAGACGGAUGUGAAGGUUGGCGCACAUGAGUGUACAACGCAGAAUCCAGUGCCAGCGGCAGCAGCAGCGAUGUAGGUGUUGAGUGGACAGCACACUCGC